AUGGACGAAGACUUGGUUUUGGCCAUGCAACUGCAGGAAGAGUGGGACUUGCAGGCCGCGCGGCACGACCGCGCCCAGGAACCCCUGUCGCUGGUGGACGCUUCCUGGGAGCUGGUGGAUCCCACCCCUGACCUGCAGGGCCUGUUCGUGCAGUUCAACGACCGGUUCUUCUGGGGCCAACUGGAGGCUGUGGAGGUUAAAUGGAGCAUGCGCAUGACCCUGUGUGCUGGGAUUUGCAGCUAUGAAGGGAGGGGUGGAAUGUGUUCCAUCCGACUCAGUGAACCCCUUUUAAAGUUGAGACCAAGAAAGGAUCUUGUAGAGGUGUACCAUACCUUUCACGAUGAGGUGGAUGAGUAUCGUCGACACUGGUGGCGCUGCAAUGACCCCUGUCAGUACAAAAAACCUUAUUACGGCUACGUAAAGCGUGCUACUAACAGGGCCCCUUCUGCGCAUGAUUACUGGUGGGCCGAGCACCAGGGAACUUGUGGAGGCACUUACAUAAAAAUCAAGGAGCCAGAGAACUACUCAAAAAAAGGCAAAGGAAAGACAAAACUUGGAGAGCGCCCAGUAUCAGCAGCAGAGAAUGAAGAUAAACCAAGCAAAGGUGAGACAAAGCUGCUAAUUCCUUUUACUGGGAAAGGAUAUGUUCUAGGAGAAACAAGCAAUUCACUUUCGUCUGGGAAAUUCAUCACCUCACGUGCCAUUAAUAAAACACAAGAUCGUUUAAGUCAAGACCAUUCAGCAAGUGCUGCAAGACCAAACUCUAAAAUUGAGGUGAAAUUUGAACAAAAUGGUUCACGUAAAAAACCUCUUGUAUCCACUGAUAAUCAUCAAAAUGUUUUAAGCAACUACUUUCCUAGAGCAUCAGUUGCCAACCAGAAGGCUUUUAGAAGUGUGAAUGGAUCUCCAGCGAAAAGUUUAACAGUGGUCGACCUCCCUAAAAACUCUUCUGGUUCUCAGAGAAGGGUUACAUCUUCUAGGAUAUCCCUAAGAAAUUCUUUAAAAGCAAUGGAUUCAACAUCCCUCAGUGCAUCCCGGGAUGUUAGUGGGUCUGAUGACAAAGUUCCAAAUAAACGCCCCAGGCUGGAAGACAAGACUGUUUUUGACAGUUUUUUUAUUAAGAAAGAGCGAAUACAAAGUGAUGGUGGAGAUCCGAAGUAUAAGUCACACCCGACAACUUCAGCUCAGGAUCCUAGCAGCUCAUCCAGUCAGAACAACAUGGUUCAUUGUCCUGUUUGUCAGAAGGAAGUUUUGGAAUCUCAAAUUAAUGAGCACUUGGACUGGUGCCUUGAAGGUGAUAGCAUUAAAAUCAAGAGCUGA
This is a messenger RNA of Chrysochloris asiatica (Cape golden mole), 1320 nucleotides long. It is a transcript of the gene SPRTN, whose product is annotated as SprT-like N-terminal domain. The coding region runs from base 1 to 1320 and encodes 439 amino acids. Gene Ontology annotation, biological process: DNA repair. The record is from RefSeq and is a predicted model, not a curated record. Gene Ontology annotation, cellular component: nucleus. Gene Ontology annotation, molecular function: polyubiquitin modification-dependent protein binding; single-stranded DNA binding; metalloendopeptidase activity. The transcript is spliced from 4 exons. Lineage: Eukaryota; Metazoa; Chordata; Mammalia; Afrosoricida; Chrysochloridae.